This is a messenger RNA of Dictyostelium discoideum AX4, 4479 nucleotides long. It is a transcript of the gene gefY, whose product is annotated as RasGEF domain-containing protein. The transcript is spliced from 2 exons. The record is from RefSeq and is a predicted model, not a curated record. Bases 1 to 4479 code for a protein of 1492 amino acids. NCBI's taxonomy places the organism in Eukaryota, Evosea, Eumycetozoa, Dictyosteliales, Dictyosteliaceae. Gene Ontology annotation, molecular function: guanyl-nucleotide exchange factor activity. Gene Ontology annotation, biological process: small GTPase-mediated signal transduction.
AUGAUCAUUAUAGGUGUAAAAAGAAAUAUAAAUAAUAGUAAUAAUAGUAAUAGUAAUAAUAAUAGUAAUAAAAAAAAAGAUAAAAUUAUGAGUCAUAAUAAUAAUAAUACCAUCACUGGCAAAAAUACAAAUGAAAUAAUGAAUAAUAAUAAUAAUAGUAAUAAUAAUAAUAAUAAUAAUAAUAAUAAUAAUAAUAAUAAUAAUAAUAAUAAUAAUGAAGAAAAUAAAAUUGAAGUUGGUGCAACACCAAAUGAUAUACCAACAUCAAUACCAAGUGUAAAAAAUUUAGGAAAGAAAUAUGAUUCAAAAGCAGAAACUCAUUUAUUAAAUCAAAAAGUUUUAUCUUCACCAUCAAAAGAAGUUAAUAGUUUAAAAAAAAGUACUAAUGGUACUAAUACUAUACCAUCAUCAAGUAUACCAUCAUCACCACCAUCAUCACCACCAUCAUCAUCGUCAUUAUCAUCUGAUCGUACAUCUCAAGAUAUUCCAAAGUCUGUAAAUGGUUUAACUGCCUCUAUAGUUGCUAAAUUUUCAAAAAAUAUUGAUAAUAACACCACAAAUAAUAAUAGUAAUAAUAAUAAUAAUUCAUCGUUAUCUACACCAAUACAAUCACCAAGAGAUUCAUUAGAGACCAAUCCAAUUAAAGAUGAAGAAUCUGAGGAAUCUGAAGAAUCUGAAGAAUCUAAAGAAGAAGAAGAGGAAUUAAAAAUGGGUAUUAAAACAACAAAGACAACUAGUGAAACUAUAGAGUCAUCAUAUUCAACCUCUCAACUAUUAAAAAAUGAUUUAAUUCAAGAGAAGGGAGAUGAUAAUAAUAAUAUUCAAGAACCACAACAACCAAAAUAUCCAACACAAACAUCAUUCAUAACAGAUAAAAGUAAAAGAUUAUCAACACCACCAAUUAAUGGAACUUCUAUUAGUAUUGGAAAUAACAAUAAUAAUAAUAAUAAUUAUAUUAAUGGUAAUAGUGGAAUUAAUACAAUACCAAGAAAUUUUCAAUCUCAUAGAGUUGCAGGUGAUUGGAAAGAUAGAAAAUUGAAUACACUUUUUACACAAGGUACAGUUGGUGGUAAUGGUCAAAAUGGUACAGUUAGAAAGAAUUUAAUUGGCACUAGAGAAUUAUCAACUUCAAGUGGUAUUUUACAAUGUAAGGAUGAUUCAUCUUCAAAAGAUCAAGAUUUUGAAUUUAACAAUAGUGCUGGUAGUAGUGGGAAUUCAAGUGCAUCAAAUAGUAAUAGAAAUAGUAUAGCAUUUUCAUCAUCCAAUCAUUUUUCAUCAGAAUCUUCACAAUCUGCUCCAACUUUACCAAUUUAUAAUCCAUCACAAUAUACAUCACCAUCAACACCACAGUCACCAUCACCAUCACCAUCACCACCACUCAUUUCAUCGAAAUCAAUUUAUAUUAAUAAACCACCACCACCACAUUUUAAUCAACAAACCAAUUUUUCAGUUUCACCAACAAAAUCACCAUCGAAUGAAAAACAACAACAAGAAGAUGAAGAUGUUAAACAUUUAGUAAGAGCAUUUACAAAUAGAAAAUUAAAUGUUCAUCAUGCAGAGAGAAAAUCAAAGAUAUCAGUCCAAGAUGCUGAAUGGAUAGUUAAAAAGUUUUUUCAUGAUACUGAUCGUCAAUCUAAAUUUGUUCUUAGUGAAAAUAGAACAAAGGAUUUAAAUCAACCAUCAUCACAGUUUUCACCAUCAACUUCACCAUCAACAAAUUCAAUUCCUACAAAUUUAUUACUUAGUAAUAAAAGAUUAUCAACAUCAUUACCAAAUAUUAAUACUAAUAUUAAUAAUAGUAGUAAUAAUACAUCAUCAUCAUCAUCAUCUUCAUCAACAACAAGUUCACCAUCACCAUUGACAACGUCAUCAUCAACUUCAGUACUACCACCACCAUUAUCAUCAUCAUCGUCAUCACAAUUAACUGAAAGUUUAAAAACUAGAAUUGAAGAAAAUAACAACAACAACAAUAAUAAAAACAUUAAUAAUAACAAUAAUAAUAAUAAUAAUAAUGGUCGUAAUUCAAUACAUGAUAGUCAAGAAAUGACAGAAUUAGAGGAUCCACAUUCAUCACCAUCAUAUAGACAUUUAGAAGAAGUAGGUAAAAAGAAAUAUGUUUCAGCCGAGCCAAGUAGAAGACCUGGUAUUAAAACACCACUAUUCUUAAAUGUACCAACAUUGGCAAUGCCAACUCAAUUUCAUCAAAUACCACCAGAAAGAGUCUCUUCAAAUUUAUUCUCUGUCUCUGUUGAAGAGAAUUCUUAUCCUGACAAUCCAUUACUUUUUAAUCAACAAAUUAUAAAUAGAGUUGCAAAUGAUAAAGAUUUAUCUUAUUUAUUCUUCCCAGUUUUAAAAUCUUCAACAAAAAUUACUUCUUCAACUUUAAAUAAUAUUAUUCCAAUAAAUAAAUUAAAUAAUCAAAUUCAUAAUAAUAAUAAUAAUAAUGUUAUUAUUAGUAAUAAUACUGGUAAUAAUAAUAAUAAUAAUAAUAGCUCUAAAAAUAAUAACACAGUUAAAGGUAAUAAGAAACAACAAAAUAAAUCAUCAUCAUCAUCACAAAAUAAUUCACCACCAAGUGAUUUCUCAUUAUCAGUUUCACCAUCGCCAUGUUCUUCACUUACUCCAUCACCAUCACCAUCACCUUCAUCACCAUUAAUUGAAUCGUCAAUGUUUACAAAAGAUUUAUCACCACCACCACCUGCAGCAGCAGCGAUAGUAUUACAACAACCAGUUGCUACAACUAAUAAUAAAUCAACUGAUAAAGAUUCAAGAAAAUCACUUUGGAGUUCAAUGAAAUCAUCAAAACCUCCAAUUUCAACAUCACAACCAUCAACUAUACAAGAUACAAUUUCAACUUCACCACCAUCAACAUCAACUUCACCAACUUCAAAUUCACCACCAACCUCAAUUUCACCACCACCACCAUCAAUUACAACAGGUUCAUCACCACCAUCAACUGCAGGUACAUCACCACCAAAUGAUAAUGGCAAUAAUAAUAAUAAUAGUAAUAAAGAAUUAACAAUAUCAAUACCAAUAACAAAUGUAAAUGUUCAUGAAAGUAAUAUAGUUGUUGCAUCAACACCAAGAAGUGGAAGAGAUUUAGCAACCAUUGUAGCAGAGGAAUUUAAGGAUAGAACUGAUAUUGUAUUUUGUACUCAACAUUUAUCAAUGAAUAGAAUUAAAGUUAGAUCAGCAUCUUUGGAUGCAAUGAUUGAUCUUUUAACAAAUCAUAGAUUAAGUCAACCUGAUCUUGUUGAAUCUUUCCUUUUAACUUAUAAAACUUUUACUUCACCAUUAGCUGUUUUAACAAAAUUAAUUGAAAGAUAUGAAGAAACUGAUAAUAUUAAUAAUAAUAAUAAUAAUAACAAUGAUGAUUUAAUAAUAUCAACAAGAACAACAGCAACAAUUACAAAUGAAGAUGAAGAUAAUUCAAAUUCAAAUUCAAAUUCAAAUAAAACAAAUAAAAAUUCAAGUAGAACAAUUAAAUUAGGAGUAUUAAGUAUAAUUAAAUGUUGGGUAGAUAGACAUCAUUAUGAUUUUGAAAGAAAUAAAGCAUUGUUAAGUGCAAUUGUUGCAUUUUUAGAAGGACCAGUUAUUGAUGAUGGUAUGGAGAAAGUUUCAAAUAUCAUUUUAAAGAUUAUAGAUAGAAAAGCCAAUGAAGCCGAAGCAAGAAGAACAGGUACAGCAUUGGUAAUGCAUACAUCAACUAGUCAUUGUAAAUUUCCACCAUCAAUUCCACCAUCAUUAUCUAAACCCGACCAAAUACCAACACUUCAAAACUUUGAUGACCUCGAGAUCGCUCGUCAAUUGACAUUGAUAGAACAUGAAGCUUACUCUAUGGUUAAACCAAAUGAAUGUAUUAAUUUGGCAUUCUCAAAAUCGGAUAAAGAAAUUCGUGCACCAAAUAUCAUAAACAUUAUAAAGAGAUCAAAUCUCUUACCACUUUGGGUCGCUACUGAAAUCGUACAAGAGGAGAGACUAACAAAACGUGCCAACAUCAUAAAGAAAUUCAUUUCAAUAGCUGAUCAAUGUAAAAAUUUAAAUAAUUUUAAUGCGGUAAUGGAGAUUUUAUCAGGCUUAAAUUUAACACCAGUAUUUCGUUUAAAGAAAACUUGGGAAACAUUACCUCGAAAAUAUUUGGCAACUUUUAGACACUUAAACUCUUUAAUGGCUCCAAAAUUCAAUUUCAAAGUUUAUCGUGACGUUUUACAUACAAAGAAUUUACCUUGUUUACCAUUUUUAGGUGUAUAUUUAACUGAUUUAACCUUUUUAGAAGAAGGUUCUUUUGAUCAAGCAGAGAAUGGUUUAAUCAAUAUUGUAAAGAGAACUCAAAUUGCAAAUAUCAUUCAAGAGAUUCAACAAUAUCAACAAUUAUCUUAUUCUUUUGCUCCUGUACCAAUAAUUAAAGAUUUUUUACUUCAAAUUGGUGGUUUACAAGAAAGAGCUUUAUAUAAACAAUCUAAAAUUAUUGAACCUUAA